AUGGCAGACCCAAAUCUCCUAGACACAGAGCUGAUGCUAGCAUGCGAGCUUCCCAGGACGUCAGCUGCGAAUUUGGACGGUCACUCCGGCUGGUUGGGUUUGGCCUACGACUGCUGCGCAUGCAAUUGCUUCCUGUACCUUGUCGGCCAGGGCGUAAUGCCUGUCAGGGGCACCGAGGCCAGGUACACAAGUGGAGGCAGUGUCACCGCAGAAGCUGAUGGUGGCCAAGCCGAAGAUGCGAAGCUUCACGAGGCUGCCUCCAUGGCCGUCGUGAGAAGUGGUCUGCUCGAGAAAGCGGCGACAUCCAAAGCCGCUGCUCGCGCUCCCAGGUUCAUGCUGGUCCCCGCCAGGAUCGUGGCAAAGCCAGGCCUGCUCGCGGCUGCGACGUCGAAGGCUGCGGGCGGGCUGGCCAAGGCCUACCCAAAAGGCCUGGCAGCGGCGCAGCCAAAGGUGGCCGGUGCUGGGCGCCGUGUGCCAAAAAGCUUCUCGAAGGCGGCUGCUGCGACACGGUCUGGAAAGGUGACCUUCGCUGGCAAGGCCUUCGCUCUACCUCCAUGGAGAGGUGGGGCAAGAAAGGUUGCCGCUAAGGUCAAGGCCAAGCCAGGCGAGGAGGACGACUACGACCCCUUCUCGGAGGAGCCCGCGCCCCACGUAGCCAUGGAGAAGGAGUUUCGGAAAGCAGCGCGCCGUGCGGCAGCUGCUGCCGGCAAGCUGGAUGCCGUGGAGUGGCGGCCACAGGGAGAUCCCCUUUUGGGGGUGGUCAGGAUGCCGCCGAAGCGCAAGGGCAAUGGCGUGGCACCUGCCCAAGCCAAGUUCCGUGCCGUGCCGCGCACGGCCAUUGCCUGGCUGCGGCGGCCGGGGGCGCAGAGUCAAGGUGGCGCUCAAGCCGAGGAAUACUUCCGCAAAGAUGAGACCCAGCCUGCCAAGAAGCAGAAAGUAGAUCCUGUUCAGAGAGGCUUCACGAAAGAGCUUCUUGAAAAGACGCCGUCCACCCUGCAGACGUGUCGAAGUCUGCUCGUAUUUCUCGAGAAGAAAUUGGAGGCGGCCGGAGCUGAGCCGCCAGCAGUCACGGGGCCUGAGGCGCUCCGGCCCCGUCUCGCGACGCACGCGGAGAGCCUGGGUCGUCUGGAGACUUUGAGGGCGCCCACUGGCUGGGAUGCGCGAGCCAAGCGUGUGCUAGACAUCGCCGCCAUUGCUGCAUCUGCUCCUGGAGAGGCGGCCCUGGGCGCACUGCAAGAGGCACUGCAGAAGGAGUCCAAGGAGCUUCAGGAGGAGCUCAAGGAAACGUCAGAAACCCUGGAGAACUUGCUGAUGGAGCGAAAGGCGUGGGCCAAGGAGGCGGUGAGGAGAGAUUGGCUUUCCUGGUGCGAAAGGCUACUCAAAGCUCGUGAGGCGAAGCUGCUUGCCGAGCUUGGGGAGAAGGACGACGCCUCCGAGAUCCUGAAUACUGGUGUGGACAUCCUCGAGGCCUUAGUGGCCGGCACCACCGCCUGA
This is a messenger RNA of Symbiodinium natans, 1494 nucleotides long. The record is from the annotation of a GenBank genome assembly. Lineage: Eukaryota; Dinophyceae; Suessiales; Symbiodiniaceae.